CUGUGCCCAGAGUUGAAGGAGUCUUUAUAUUUCUGAUAGAAGACAGCUGCAAAAAACAAAGGCGUAAGAAUUUUGAAGCUAUGCUCAAAUGUAUCCUUCAGAGUGGAUUGGAUAACUUGGUGAUAAACCACAUGCUAAAGAACAACGUGGCUGGACAAACAUCUAUCCAGACCCUAGUACCUAAUACGGAUCAAAAGUCGACCAGUGUAAAAAAAGACAACCACAAAAAAAAAACAGUUAAGAUGUUGGAAUACCUGGGCAAAGAUGUUCUUCAUGGUGUUUUUAAUUAUUUGGCAAAACACGAUGUUCUGACACUGAAGGAAGAGGAAAAGAAAAAAUAUUAUGAUGCCAAAAUUGAAGACAAAGCCCUGAUCUUGGUAGACUCUGUGCGAAAGAAGCGCGUGGCUCAUCAAAUGUUUACCCAAACCCUUCUCAAUAUGGACCAAAAGAUCACCAGUGUAAAACCUCUUCUGCAAAUCGAGGCUGGACCACCUGAGUCAGCAGAAUCUACAAAUAUACUCAAACUUUGUCCUCGUGAAGAAUUCCUGAGACUGUGUAAAAAAAAUCAUGAUGAGAUCUAUCCAAUAAAAAAGAGAGAGGACCGCAGACGCCUGGCUCUCAUCAUAUGCAAUACAAAGUUUGAUCACCUGCCUGCAAGGAAUGGGGCUCACUUUGACAUCCUGGGGAUGAAAAGGCUGCUUCAAGGCCUGGGCUACACUGUGGUUGACGAAAAGAAUCUCACAGCCAGGGAUAUGGAGUCAGCGCUGAGGGCAUUUGCUGCCAGACCAGAGCACAAGUCCUCUGACAGCACGUUCUUGGUACUCAUGUCUCAUGGCAUCCUAGAGGGAAUCUGCGGAACUGCGCAUAAAAAGAAAAAACCGGAUGUGCUGCUUUAUGACACCAUCUUCCAGAUAUUCAACAGCCGCAACUGCGUCAGUCUAAAGGACAAACCCAAGGUCAUCAUUGUCCAGGCCUGCAGAGGUGAAAAACAUGGGGAACUCUGGGUCAGAGACUCUCCAGCAUCCUUGGCAGUCAUCUCUUCACAGUCAUCUGAGAACCUGGAGGCAGAUUCUGUUUGCAAGAUCCACGAGGAGAAGGACUUCAUUGCUUUCUGUUCUUCAACACCACAUAACGUGUCCUGGAGAGACCGCACAAGGGGCUCCAUCUUCAUUACGGAACUCAUCACAUGCUUCCAGAAAUAUUCUUGCUGCUGCCACCUAAUGGAAAUAUUUCGGAAGGUACAGAAAUCAUUUGAAGUUCCACAGGCUAAAGCCCAGAUGCCCACCAUAGAACGAGCAACCUUGACAAGAGAUUUCUACCUCUUUCCUGGCAAUUGAAAACGAAACCACAGGCAGCCCAGCCCUCCUCUGUCAACAUCAAAGAGCACACUUACCAGUAUAGCUUGCAUAGUCAACAUUUGGUAUUUCAAUAAAAGUAAAGACUGUA
Gorilla gorilla gorilla (western lowland gorilla) is the source of this 1446-nucleotide messenger RNA. RefSeq names its product caspase 5 (gene CASP5). NCBI's taxonomy places the organism in Eukaryota, Metazoa, Chordata, Mammalia, Primates, Hominidae. Bases 81 to 1337 code for a protein of 418 amino acids. Gene Ontology annotation, cellular component: IPAF inflammasome complex; AIM2 inflammasome complex; NLRP3 inflammasome complex. The record is from RefSeq and is a predicted model, not a curated record. Gene Ontology annotation, biological process: regulation of inflammatory response; regulation of apoptotic process; proteolysis. The transcript has 9 exons. Gene Ontology annotation, molecular function: caspase binding; cysteine-type endopeptidase activity.